ACUACCCAGGAAGGCGGUGCAGGUUGCGAUCUCCGCUUUCGCUUUCCCUUCCCGUGCCCACUCCUGCCUGGCUCCUCGUGCAGCGCUAGGCUCCCCCCACCCCGGCCAUGGCCUUGCUCAGGGUCCAGCCCGACGCCCAAGCCAAGGUGGAUGUGUUUCGUGAAGACCUGUGUACCAAGACAGAGAACCUGCUUGGGAGCUAUUUCCCCAAGAAGAUUUCUGAGUUAGAUGCAUUCUUAAAGGAUCCAGCUCUGAAUGAAGCCAACCUGAGCAAUCUGAAAGCCCCAUUGGAUAUCCCAGUGCCAGAUCCAGUAAAGGAGAAAGAGAAGGAGGAGCGGAAGAAACAGCAAGAGAAGGAAGACAAGGAUGAAAAGAAGAAAGGGGAAGAUGAAGAUAAAGGUCCUCCCUGUGGCCCAGUGAACUGCAAUGAGAAGAUUGUGGUCCUUUUGCAGCGCCUCAAGCCUGAAAUCAAGGAUGUUAUUGAGCAUCUCAACCUGGUUACUACCUGGCUGCAGCUACAGAUACCUCGGAUUGAGGAUGGAAAUAAUUUUGGAGUGGCUGUUCAGGAGAAAGUGUUUGAGCUGAUGACCAGCCUUCAUACCAAGCUGGAAGGCUUCCACACUCAAAUCUCUAAGUAUUUCUCUGAGCGUGGUGAUGCAGUAACCAAAGCAGCCAAACAACCCCAUGUGGGUGACUUUCGGCAACUGGUGCAUGAGUUGGAUGAGGCAGAGUACCGCGACAUCCGGCUGAUGGUCAUGGAGAUCCGUAAUGCUUACGUGAGGAGGCAGGGGCAGGGGUGGGCAGAGGCACCUUUUUCAGGCUACCCACUUUCUAACCUUGCAGGCUGGGGAUGGAAGAUCACAAAGCUCAGCCUCUCCACAAGGCUAGAAAUGGGGCACAGAAUCACAGUGGGCCUGUGUCUGACCCCCACUCCUUCCUGGCCCUAUAGGCUAUAUUGUAUGAUAUCAUCCUGAAGAACUUCGAGAAGCUGAAGAAGCCCCGGGGAGAAACAAAGGGAAUGAUCUAUUGAGAACCUCUUCUCUCUUCUGUGAUGCCUACAGCAGAGACCUUCCUAUAUUUUGCCAGGGAUUCCAGACUUUCCCCUACCUUUUUCCUGUUGCAAUUUCUCCCUCACUUUGCUUCCCAGACACAAUAAAUAAAGUCAUAUCAUUGCCCA
Messenger RNA from Castor canadensis (American beaver), 1177 nucleotides. The record is from RefSeq and is a predicted model, not a curated record. NCBI's taxonomy places the organism in Eukaryota, Metazoa, Chordata, Mammalia, Rodentia, Castoridae.